Exophiala dermatitidis NIH/UT8656 is the source of this 1215-nucleotide messenger RNA. RefSeq lists its product as uncharacterized. Gene Ontology annotation, molecular function: GTPase activator activity. The transcript has 3 exons. Gene Ontology annotation, biological process: endoplasmic reticulum to Golgi vesicle-mediated transport; positive regulation of GTPase activity. The coding region runs from base 1 to 1215 and encodes 404 amino acids. NCBI's taxonomy places the organism in Eukaryota, Fungi, Ascomycota, Eurotiomycetes, Chaetothyriales, Herpotrichiellaceae. Gene Ontology annotation, cellular component: endoplasmic reticulum membrane. The record is from RefSeq and is a predicted model, not a curated record.
AUGGAGUCUGAUUUGAGCGACACACCGCUAGCGGGCUCGAAAGAGCACAGUGGGCACCUCUCUGAGCAAGACCAGGAGAAGCGCAAGGCCAUUCAAGAGGCCUGUGGGCGACGCGACUUUGCAACCCUGGUCGAGCUAGCAACCUCAACUGGCGGCCUUCUGACCGAUGAGCUACGCCGACAAGCUUGGCCGAUUUUAUUGGGCUGCGAUGUUGGCGAUGAUGGAAGAGAGCGCAAAGAAGCCAAUCGAUCAUGGAGAGAGCUUCCCCGGCAUGCCGACGAGGACCAGGUCCGACUCGACGUCGACCGUGCCUUUGUAUACUACCCUAAAGACGAGUCCGAGCAGUCGCUCGAGAUCAAGAAGAGGCAACUGUCUGACCUGAUUGUCUCGACGUUGAGAAAGCACCCGGUACUCUCCUACUUUCAGAGCUAUCACGACGUGGUACAGGUGUUGCUUCUUGUUCUUGGAGACGAACACGCCGCCGCCGCGGUUCCACGCAUAUCGCUCCUUCGGCUUCGCGACUACAUGCUGCCCACCAUCUCACCCGCACGAAAACACUUUGAGCUGGUCUCAGCUAUUGUGAAGGCUGCCGAUCCCGAACUGGCUGCCCACAUCGCCGAAGCGGAGAAUAGUUUUGCUCUAUCAGCCACCCAUUCACUAUUUGCCCACGACAUCCAGGACUAUGGUGACAUUGCUCGGCUGUAUGAUUUCCUCCUGGCACACGAGCCCGUGAUGAGCAUCUAUUUGUUUGCUGCAGUUACGAUAUCACGACGCGCCGAGUUGCUUGAGAUGCCCGCGGACCAGUCUGAUAUACUCACCUUCAUGAUUUCGAAGCUGCCGCAGACCCUCAAUAUCGAUGCCCUCGCCCUGGAUACGUUGGCAUUAUUCCGACAGCAGCCCCCGGAAAAGCUCGAGGGGUUCAUUUGGUGGCGGCUCUCGCAGUACAGUGUCCUCAAGACCUCGCGGCAAAUCAAUAGCCCUCACAGUCUCGAAGAAGCCGAGCUCCUUUGCAAGAAGCAGAUUGCUCAAUUACGGAGGGACGAAAGAAUGAAGAGGACCGCAGCAGCGCUUUUGCGCCACCAAAGACCCAUCUUGUCCUUGUCGGCCGCACUUCUGGUGGGGGCUCUGUCUCUCUGGCUCAGGAAGAGCGGGCAGGAUAGGUUCUUUUGGACUUUGAUAUCUUCUGCGUCACAUUUGUUCUCGAAAGGGCAGUAG